Molecule: messenger RNA, 3150 nt
Organism: Lepidothrix coronata (blue-crowned manakin)
Lineage: Eukaryota; Metazoa; Chordata; Aves; Passeriformes; Pipridae
Product: acyl-coenzyme A thioesterase 1-like
Exons: 3
Coding region: 1061-2320 (419 amino acids)
Biological process (GO): acyl-CoA metabolic process; fatty acid metabolic process
Molecular function (GO): fatty acyl-CoA hydrolase activity
Source: RefSeq, a predicted model, not a curated record
UUCUUUCCACUGUUGUAUUUAAAUGUAGCUACAUUCUCUUUCAUCUCGAGGGGUGGUUUCAGAGUUUCCUUGCCAGAUCUACAGUCCAUCUGCACAUCAUCUAUGGUCUUGUGGCAUGACGUGCGAUUCUGCAGCCUUAUUCUGUGCCAAUAAUUGCUGCCUAACACGUGGUCAGGCGAGAUGUGUGAACCAGGAGCCUAUUUCUGCAGCCUCAGUUCCGAUUUGUAUUCCACAGAAUGGGUUGAGACUUCUCAAAUGUCUGAGACCCACAGAGUAGGACUAGAAGGCUAUUAAAUACACAAACAUUGCAAAAGUGUAAUAUAAAUAAUAUUAAAAAAACCAAAAGAUAGUGUUUAUAGUCAAAUCUUCAAACAGUUCCUUAGAAACAUUAGCAAUAUGGGGAAAUUUAUUUUCCGUGUAUUAAUUAGGAAAAUACAGAUACCCUUUAGACAAGAUUGAUUGUGAAGAAAAAUGCAGGGUUUUUUUUACUGUGUCUGUUUCUUUUGUUUUUUAAAGAAACAUAGCAUAAAAUUUCAUUUUAUCUUGGGGUGCUUGUCCAAAAAUUGCUGAAAGCUCAAGAGGAAUUAAAAGCAGGCUUUGUUUCGCAGCUAAAUUAAGGUCUCACGUUACUUCAGACUUUCCAGCUUGUUUGUGUUUACUGUGCCUUGGCAGAGGUGCCCAAGCCAGUUCUGCAGUCAAAUCUGGAAUUGCCUGCAGUCGGGGUGGAAAGACAAUUUGAAUAUCUUUUUGCUACUUUGAGGAUUUUCAUUUAGUCUCUUUCUCUAGUCAAAAGUAACACCACACGCCAAGAAGUGACAGCUUGUGUCUGUGCAAGUGGACGGUGUUACUGUGCCACCUCUCUGCCGGAGUGUCUGGAGAGAGGCGUGCUCUGAACUACGUCUCCCAGCAGCCCGCGCUGGCCGACUGAAGGAAGUGGUCAUGGUGGGUCUUCCUGAACUUUGGGCAGAGAUUUUAAGCCUGAGAAGCGAAGGUCUUCUGACGGUGCUGUCUCACGCAGUUUCACACGACCCGUGUCUCGCCACAAGAAAGGUCCGCUGGGAUGGCAGUGCAGGUGUUGGUCCUGCCUUCCCCCAGGUGUCUGUUCGAUGACCCUAUGCAGAUCCGUGUGGUGGGUCUCCGGCCGCAGCAGGCGGUCACCCUUCGAGCCAGCCUGGUGGACGAGAGCGGGGAGCUUUUCCAAGCCCACGCUCUCUACAGAGCUGAGAGCAGCGGAGAGCUCGACCUCAGCUGCUCCCCAGCUCUGGGGGGCAGCUAUGUGGGAGUGGAGCCGAUGGGACUGCUGUGGUCUCUGCAGUCUAAAACGCCCUAUAAGCGGCUAGCAAAGAGGAAUGUCCUGACCCCUUUCUGUGUGGACUUGGAAGUGUAUGAAGGCCAUGGGGACAUAAGCCGCUUGCUGGGAAAAUGCACCAACGAACGAUGGUUUUUAGGAGAGGGGGUGAAGAGGAUUUCAGUCAGAGAAGGUCGUCUGAAAGCAACCCUCUUCCUCCCUCCUGGACCUGGUCCGUUCCCUGGACUUAUUGAUUUGUAUGGAUCUGGAGGAGGUCUUGUUGAAUACAGAGCAAGUCUCCUGGCUAGCAGAGGCUUUGUGACUCUGGCUCUUGCUUACAUGGCCUUUGAAGAUAUCCCUACUACUCCAGAGGUUCUUGAACUGGACUAUUUUGAGGAAGCUGUGAACUUUUUGCGGAAACAGCAGCAGGUGAAAGAUACCGGGAUUGGUGUUUUGGGCUUGUCUAAAGGAGCUGAUCUAGCCCUUUCCAUGGCCACAUUUCUACCUGGCAUCAAGGCAGCUGUCAGCAUAUCUGGAAGUGGUUUUAAUUCCUUCAUUCCCCUGAAGGGGAAUGGCUUCACUAUUCCUCCCCACCCAUAUAAUCUGGAGAGGAUGAAGAUCAGUGAUGAGUCUGGCCUAGUAGAUUUUUCAGAUGUCUUAGAUGAUCACAGGGACCCAACAACUUGGGUUUGUCGCAUUCCAGUGGAGAGGUCCUUAGCCAAGUUCCUGUUCUUGUCUGGACUGGAUGACACAAACUGGAAAAGUGAUCUCUAUUGCCAGAAUGCUGUUCAGCGCCUUCAGCAGUGUGGACGGGAAGUGGAGUUUUACUCCUAUUCUGGAGCAGGGCACCUCUUGGAGCCACCAUACUUGCCUCUGUGCCAGGCUUCUAUCCACAGAGUGCUUGGGAUGUUUGUGUGUUGGGGAGGGCAGUGGAGAGAGCAUGCUAAAGCCCAAGAAGAUGCCUGGCGCAGGAUACAGGCCUUUUUCCGGCAGCAUUUGAUGGACUCAGACAUCCCUAAGAGCAAGCUAUAGUGGAAGUUGUCAAAGAUGCUGACCAGGGUUGGUAUUUCAGUACUCACUAAAUCUUGGAAACUCAUCAAAAGUGUCCUGGACUGCCUUCCUCUAAACCCCACUGUUGCAUCAUUGUUUAUUUUCAUUCUCCUAAUAGUUUUCCACUUAGUUGAAUUUCCAUUUGGUUGAAUUUCGGUUGACUUCUGACCACAGCUUCACUGUAUAUUGACACCAUCUGGUCUGCCUGUGUGCUGUAGUCUGACCUGGCAUCCCAUCAUGUAGAUUGCAUUUGUAAUGAGCUAUUUUUGCCCUCAAUCUGCAACCAUCUCUUUUCAUAAGAGGAAAUACUCUCACAGGAGUUUUCCACUGAAUUAUUUAGGAAUAUUAUUUCUAUAGGAAACUACCAUUAAAAAUAAAAAUGCUUUCUACCAGCAAAUCAACAAUGAGGUCACAGAUGCUUUCAUACAGUUGUCACGCUCAGCCAUCAGGUUCAAGGAAAAUGGUGUUGAAACUAGAGGAUGAAGGGAGCUGACUGGUGACUCCAUUGACAGUGAUAGCACAUGGGACCUCUUUGGUUUUUUGUUCUGGAAUGAAAGCUUUGCUACCCAGUUAAAAGCCCUUUAUUUGUCAUUUGCAUGGAAGCUGGCAAGAAAGACUGAAAAAGCUGGUUUAGCUGAGCAGCUCUGUGCACAUAAUGGAAAAUAUUCCAGCCAAUUCACUUUCACUGGGAAUACUUUUAAAAUGAAACUCAAAUUUGAAACUUAUCUUCAGGAAAAAGGAACUGGACGCAGACUAAUAUAAAAUAAUUGGAAAUGGCUUAAUUUCAAUAAAAUGCUUCUCUCUGUUCUUGA